Molecule: messenger RNA, 2663 nt
Organism: Ziziphus jujuba (common jujube)
Lineage: Eukaryota; Viridiplantae; Streptophyta; Magnoliopsida; Rosales; Rhamnaceae
Exons: 12
Coding region: 109-2430 (773 amino acids)
Molecular function (GO): mRNA binding; protein binding
Source: RefSeq, a predicted model, not a curated record
GACCACCGCCGAAGCUAUUGUGAUUUUCUUGAGCCGUGUUCAGCACUUUUUCAAUCUCUCUCUUGUCUCUCUCUGUGUUGUGAUUUCUGUGGUUUUGGUGUGUUUGCAAUGACGACGGCAAUGGGUCCUCCUCCUCCUCCGCCUCCUACAAGUCCUAAACCUCCCACGGACCCUCCACCCCAAACCCUAGACCAGCCUUCCUCUUCUUCUUCUUCUUCAGAUAUGACAGAGAAGACUCUCAUGGGUCCUCCUUCUCCUCCUCCUCCUCUUCCUCCUCCAGAAGCAGGCCCAUCACAGCCCGAAAGCACCGCUCCGGAGGAGCAACUCCAAUCGAGCUCCACCACCGACUCCGAUGUGGUUGCCGAGCCUGCUGAACGUACUAGUGCCGAGCAGGUCUCUCGUCCCCACAACAUCGCGGUUCCGUACACCAAACCCCCUUGGAGUGGACCACCUAUCCACAAGUUCUCUCUGGAGGUUCUCAAGGAUGGCUCUAUCAUUGAUCAAUUUGAUGUAUAUGAGAAAGGGGCUUACAUGUUUGGUCGUGUGGAUCUCUGUGACUUUGUGCUCGACCAUCCUACCAUUUCUCGCUUCCAUGCUGUUCUUCAGUUCAAAAGAAGUGGAGAUGCUUAUAUUUAUGAUCUCAGCAGUACUCACGGUACUUUCAUUAACAAGAAUCAGGUGGAUAAAAAGGUCUAUGUGGACUUACAUGUUGGUGAUGUCAUUCGCUUUGGACAUUCAUCUCGUUUAUACAUUUUCCAAGGACCAACUGAGUUGAUGCCAUCGGAAACUGACUUGAAGGCUAUAAGAAAAGCUAAGAUGUACGAAGAGAAUCUGGAUCGGGAAGCUUCCCUUCGCCGCGCAAGGAUGGAAGCAUCUCUUGCUGAUGGUAUCUCAUGGGGCAUGGGAGAGGAUGCUAUUGAAGAAGCUGAGGAUGAUGUGGAUGAAAUAACUUGGCAAACCUACAAAGGACAACUAACAGAGAAGCAGGAAAAAACCCGUGAAAAAGUAAUUAAAAGAAUGGAAAAGGCAACUCAUAUGAAGAAAGAAAUAGACGCUAUUCGUGCUAAAGACAUAUCUCAAGGUGGCUUGACACAAGGGCAACAAACCCAGAUUGCUCGAAAUGAACAAAGAAUGACACAGAUCAUGGAAGAACUUGAGAAUUUAGAAGAGACACUAAACGAGAGCAUUCGAGAAAGUCUUGGUGCACGCAUUGGGAAGAUAUCUCAUGGUAAGAAGAAAGGAGCAACUGAAGAUGAUGAUGAAUUUUUGAGUGAUGAUGAUGAUUUUUAUGACCGGACUAAGAAGAAAUCUUCUGGUAAAAAGGCUGGUGAGAACCAAUCAAUUGAAACUGCUGAUACCCUUAUUGAUAAGAGAGAUGCCAUCAAAAGAGAAAUUGGAGACAAGAAAGAGUUGCUUUUGAAGGAGAAGAACAAAAUUACAUCUGAAACUACAGAGGAAGCUGUAGGGGGUGAUGCACUUGAUGCUUAUAUGUCAGGGCUUUCAUCUCAGCUAGUGCUUGAUAAAACUCAGCAACUCGAGAAGGAUAUAUCAGCUCUCCAGUCUGAACUGGAUAGGAUACUCUACCUUUUGAAGAUUGCUGACCCAACGGGUGAAGCUGCUAAGAAAAGAAAUUUGAAGACAACUGAUCAAGUAGGUGAAGCCACACAGAAAAGGGAUUUGAAAGAAAAAGAGCCAAAAUCUAACAGAUCUGUAAUUCCCAGUGUCAUCAAGAAGCAACCUUCGGUAGAAGCAAAGGAUAACAAUGGGACUGGAAAACCAGAAAAUGGAUUCAUGCAGAAAGAGGGAUCUACAGAUGAAACUGCAAAAUUAAGUAAGAAUCCAGAAGCUGGUGAGGUCAUACUUGAUACAACCGAGGGCAAAACUGCUGUAUAUACUGUUGCAAAGCCACAAUGGCUUGGGGCUGUACAUGACAGGGUAGCAGAGGAGAGUAAUCCACAACCAGCGCCUUCACAUGUGCAUGACGCUGAUGAAUUUGUUGACUAUAAAGACAGGAAAAAGGUUUUGGAUGAUGGCAAUGAUGCAGAUACUAAAAUGGAAUCUGGGCUUGAAAAUGCUGCCCCAGGUUUGAUUGUCAGGAAGCGGAAACAAGUUCAUGAAUUUGAAGGUAAGAGCAAUGAUGCUAAACCACAGAUGACAUCUUCCCCUUCUGCAGCUGAGUUAAUGGCAGAGGAUGCUGUAUCUCUGCUUCUAAAACACAAAAAGGGGUAUCAUGGGAUGGAUGAAGAAAAUAUAACAGAAACCCUUGAUGAGGGACAUCAAACGAGGAAGGAUAAGAAGCCUAAACGAGUACUUGGUCCAGAGAAACCUUCUUUUCUUGUUGAUAGUAAUUCAGAUUAUGAAACAUGGGUACCUCCUGAAGGACAAUCUGGUGAUGGACGAACGGCCUUGAAUGAUCGCUAUGGCUAUUAAUCCCAAAUUCAUGUGGCAAGGAAGAAGUGACAAACCCAUAAAUUGAAGUUGGAGACCAAAUUGUUUUCAAUGAUUCAUGUAUUAAUAUACAUAAGCUUAGUAAGAGCUAAUGUACAAUUUUGUAUAUACCUGAAUUUGGAAGAAGAGAAAAGGUGUAUUCUUUGACCAUUUGUAGGGAGUGGCGUCUUAUUUUAUUUUUAUUUUUAUAUAAACCUGAACUGACUUUUUCCUCA